UAACAUUGAAUCACUUCUUUCGUCGACUCAUAAAGUACAGAAAAUGAAAUGUAUUUAUGAGUCUAUCUACAUCAAUGCAAAUCAUGGCAAUUUCGUCCAGUUUAUGGUCCCCGGAACAGAAUAUAGACAUCAUUGGACUGUUGAGAUGAAUAAUUUGAUAUUAAAGCAAGUUUCUUUUGUGCUUUUUGUACAAGUGUUUGGGAUUUUUUUUUAAUGAAUAAGUCGGACUAUUGUUCUAAAGUGCGUGUUUUGUAUACACAAUUAUGGAAUUGAUAUCAGUUAAUACAACAGCAAAAUGAUAAAGAAUAUAUGCCAAGUUAUUAAAAGCUGGGAUAUCAUAUCAAUUGUUUAGUAUUUCUUAGGAUGUAAGUAGAAGUAAUUGGCAAAUAGUGGAACACAUGCAUCAUUGUUCUUAAUCGUACCGACGCUACUUGCAUGGUAAUUCCAAACGUAGCUUAUCAGCACGUAAGCUAACCAGACUGCCUUAGCUUUCUGACACAAAACAAAGCAUUGUCAUCACGAAAUGCCUCAAAGACAUCUUUGUGAUUUAAAACUAACUUUCCAACAAUUCUAAUCCAUUCACCAAUACAGGAAGGUACGUGUUUUGUUAACAGCGUCCAAAACAAAAUGUUUGAGGACAAGUAAUUGACGGUUGAUAUUUCUAAAUUCCUUGCUGGUGUAUCAAAAAAAAUAUCAAUAAUAUUAGUUUUGUGUGAAAAUUCUUGGGAGAUAAAACUAAGCUCCGACAAGAUCUUUAAUGCCAUUGUGUUGACUUAUGAAGCGUUUCACCCAUUUGCUUGUGUGUCUGUUGGUGGCGCGGUCAGUGCUGUCCAGUGGUCGCCUUCCGGACGAGCAGGCCCUCAUGCACCGCCUCUUCAACGAUCAGCAAUAUGACAAUAGCGUGAGGCCCGUCUUCAACUCCUCCGAGAACGUGGAAGUUCAGUUUGGCUUCACGCUCAUACAAGUCAUGGACAUGGACGAGAAAAAUCAGCUGGUUAUCCUAAACGCCUGGUUGGAAAUGAUAUGGCAUGACGAACGCAUAUCCUGGCGGAAAGAGGACUACAACGGCCUGGAGGUUGUACGUCUGCCCGCUCGACUAUUAUGGUUACCAGACAUUGUCCUGUAUAACAAUGCGGACGACUACACGUCUGGUUUCAUGCCGAUCAAUGCCAUGGUCCAUUACGACGGUACGGUCUCCUGGGCGCCACCUGUCCGGCUGAAAAGCUCCUGCAAGGUGGAUAUCACCUACUUCCCAUUUGACCAUCAGGUGUGUAAGUUGAAGUUUGGCAGCUGGACCUACGACAAGGCUCAGGUGGAUAUGGUGAACAAAACUGGAGAUGUGGAAGUGUCUGCGUAUGUCACGAACGGCGAGUGGAUGCUUUCCCGUUACCGCAUCGUCCGUAACGAGGUUGUCUACCCCAUCAGCCCCGCCAUCUACCCAGACGUCACCGUAAUUUUGACGAUACAGCGGCGAAUCCUCUAUUACGUUUUGAAUAUCCUGUUCCCAUGUUUCUGGCUAAAUAUCCUCAGUGUCCUCACAUUCUGUCUGCCUCCGGACGCAGGGGAGAAAAUCACCCUCAGCAUCACGGUUCUGUUGUCCUACUCCGUGUUCAUGCUGCUGGUAGCCGAGUCCAUGCCGCCAACGUCCGAGUUUGUCCCACUCAUAGGUAUCUACUUGACGGUGUCGAUGGCAGUAGCAAGCGUCUCUGUUAUACUGACUGUGGUUGUUCUAAAGCUCCAUCACUGUUCUCCGAACCAGCAGAAGAUUCCGGGCUGGGUUCGCCAUUUUGUCCUCGGCCAUCUUGCCAAGAUCGUCAGGUGCGCAUGCGUCAAAGUGCCAUGCAAACGAAGGGCAACUAUAAAAAAACAGAUUCGUGAAAAAGAAAAUGAGGAGGAAUUAAGGGAAUUACAAACAAAACUACUUAACCAAAUGGAUACCCAGGCUUCGAGAGGUUCCUCAUGUAGCAGUAGUAAAUUUGCCAUCGAGAAUGGAACAAAGACAAGAAUUGGGAGACUUCCACACUCAUCGAAAACUGAUCUCAACGGAAGUAAAGUGAACAUGAACUCCCGGGAUAUCAGUGUGUCAAACAGGAGCUCUCUUCUUGAGGAAGACCUCACUUCGAACUUGAAAAGGGAAGGCUCCCUCGCUACAAUGGAAGAGAUUCUGAGAUGCUUGAAGGUUUUGGUGGUGAAAAGCGACGCCGAAGAUGCUGAAACGGAAGUCGUUGAUGAGUGGAAACAGGUGGCGCUUGUCGUCGACCGACUAUUCUUUUGGAUGUUCAUGUUUAUCACAAUCGUUUCUUCCAUUAUCAUUCUUGUUAUUGUGCCUUCCUUUAAAUUUAUUUCCGAUGAUGGUCUUUGAUUAACAUAUGUGUGAUGAAUGUUUGUCUACGCAAUAACAAUAUUUACAUACUCACACUUAUCAAUAAAUAAAGUAUGUGAGCGUUAACAUAGAAAAUGCAUAAUGUAAAAUGCAAUAGUCCCCGAUUCGGAGACCUUUUACAUACAUACACAUGUCAUACACAUGUCGUAUAGAUCAAGUAUGCAUGUUGAAUUUUUUCAUAAAUAUAUUUUCUUUCCUGACAGACUGAUGACUUGUCUUCCUGGUCGAUAAAUACUCCUUCUUCUACAGAGAAUAAAUACUAUAUAUAUAUAUAUAUAUUAAUAGUUGUGCAAACCUGUAUCCGUUUCAGAUUGAAAACAUGUUUAAAAUAUAUUUAUGACUUGGCUUGUUUCUGUAGUUUUCACAUAAGUAUUAUUACUUGGGAUACCCCCACUGGAAUAAAAACCAACAACACUUACAUUAGGAACACUAACAAUAGGUGCCACUUGGGUGAUGAACAUUUUAUGAUACCUUCACUUCUUUUCUGAAGAAACCGUUUACAAAAGGGAGAAUUAACAAAGAGGGUUACCAUGGUCCUCAAUCGAUCACCAGUGAAAAUGGUUAAUACCUUUUGGAAAAAAAUCUGAAUUUUGUUAUAUACAUCUUGUACACGAAGCCGUGUCUGCUUUGAGGAUGUUUUUGGUUUAUCAGGUUACGUCCGCUUAAUUGACGGGGUGCUCAAUCAAGCAUCUUCACAAUAAGAGGAUAUCCAAAAAGAUGUGGCUAACAUUAACCAAGAGACAAUUAUGAAUUUGUUUGCAAAAGUACUAUGCAAUUUAAAUAAUAUAAUAAUAUAAAUAAGAAAGUGAGUAUAAAGGCCACAAUCGAAAUACGUUUGAAAAACUGUGUACAGAAAUACAUAUUUCAUUGUUGUAGUUUCCAAAUUAAGAAAGUAGGUCAAUAGGUCAAUGUGUUUGCGAAAUUGUUCAUAUGGCUGUUGAUUGAUGAAACUUCGAAAAAAAAAUAAAGAUCAAUAUAUUCUAUAGUCUAGAAUUACUUAAAAUUUUAUUUGCGAAAUUGUACACACCCUGCAAUACAUGAUAUAAAUUUUCAUGCAUUUCAAUGAAGCUACAAUAAUGCGUAUUACAAUUCUGACAAUUGGUUUCAGAGGAAGUUGUCUGUAUAGUCAGAUAGGGGAAAGGCAACGCAUUUGGGCUUAUAGCUUCUCGGCAGAUCAGGUCUGUUUGGCACUGUUGAUCUGGCUGAAUUCAUUUGU
Mya arenaria is the source of this 3599-nucleotide messenger RNA. RefSeq names its product neuronal acetylcholine receptor subunit alpha-2-like. The transcript is spliced from 8 exons. The coding region runs from base 776 to 2362 and encodes 528 amino acids. The record is from RefSeq and is a predicted model, not a curated record. Lineage: Eukaryota; Metazoa; Mollusca; Bivalvia; Myida; Myidae. Gene Ontology annotation, biological process: nervous system process; monoatomic ion transmembrane transport; signal transduction. Gene Ontology annotation, molecular function: acetylcholine-gated monoatomic cation-selective channel activity; transmembrane signaling receptor activity. Gene Ontology annotation, cellular component: synapse; neuron projection; postsynaptic membrane.